CAAUUAAGAAAGUGGUGAACAAUAAUUCAAUUCCUUCCUCUUUCUCAAGAUAACCUCAAAGAGUUCUACUUAGGAAACAUAUGCUUUAAACAUCUUUAACUUUUUUUUCCCUUCUCUCCAUCUCUCUUUCACGCCUUUGUUUAUUCUAAUGAAGUUGUGAGAAGUGAGAAAGAAAAGAAGAGAAGUAAUGCACAAGAGGAAACUAAGAGAGACAAAACAAUAUGACUUGGUGCAAUGACAGUAGCGAUGUUCAGACCGUUGAAACAAUCAUUCCCUCCCCAACAGUGGCCGAGUCUCCUGAAGCCUCAUUUCAAAUCUCUUGUCACAAAACAUGUCCUUCUUGUGGCCAUAAAUUCAAGUUUCAUGAACAGGCGGGGAUCCAUGACUUGCCGGGACUGCCUGCCGGAGUGAAGUUCGAUCCGACUGAUCAAGAGGUAUUGGGGCAUCUUGAAGGAAAGGUAAGAGAUGACGCAAGAAAGCUGCAUCCUCUCAUCGAUGAGUUUAUCCGUACUAUCGACGGUGAAAAUGGUAUCUGUUACACCCAUCCUGAGAAAUUGCCAGGUGUGAGCAAGGACGGGACAGUCCGUCAUUUCUUCCACCGACCAUCAAAGGCAUACACGACGGGAACAAGAAAGCGACGUAAAGUUCACACUGACUCCGAAGUCGAUGGCGAGACACGGUGGCACAAAACCGGCAAAACACGGCCAGUUUUCACUGGAGGAAGAGUGAAAGGCUACAAAAAAAUCCUAGUACUCUACACAAACUACGGUAAACAAAAAAAACCCGAGAAGACUAAUUGGGUAAUGCAUCAAUAUCAUCUUGGCACCAACGAGGAAGAGAAAGAAGGUGAACUCGUCGUCUCCAAAAUCUUCUACCAGACUCAACCACGCCAAUGCAGUGGAUCCCUUUCUGCUGCUGCUACGGCAAAGGAGCGGCCUUACCUCCACCUCCACGGCCAUCAUCUCGGUGGUGGUGGUAGUCGCCAUCUUUAUCAUAAUAACGGUAACGUUAAAGGCAAUGUCGGUGGAGGAUCCGCCGGAGCCAGUGAGUAUUACAACAAUAUUCCGGCUAUUAUGUCGUUUAAUCAAAGCGGGAUACAGAACCAUUUGGUUCAUGGUACUCAACCUUUUAUCCCUUAAGAAGAGAAAUAACUUUAUAUGGACGGUCGUAAAAUAAGAGACGCUCUAUAAUCUAAGCAUUAUAUAUUACAUCAAUACAUUGAAAAUAAAUUAAAUUACACUGAAAUCUUAUAUACGUAACAUUUUGUUAUCAUUGUUUUGCCCCGUUUUGGCUAUACUGAUUUGUACAAUUUUAUUUU
Messenger RNA from Brassica napus (rape), 1318 nucleotides. RefSeq names its product NAC domain-containing protein 73-like. Gene Ontology annotation, molecular function: DNA-binding transcription factor activity; transcription cis-regulatory region binding. Gene Ontology annotation, cellular component: nucleus. The record is from RefSeq and is a predicted model, not a curated record. Bases 222 to 1139 code for a protein of 305 amino acids. The transcript has 3 exons. Lineage: Eukaryota; Viridiplantae; Streptophyta; Magnoliopsida; Brassicales; Brassicaceae. Gene Ontology annotation, biological process: regulation of DNA-templated transcription.